AUGGAGAACGUCCACGAACUACAGCACCCGCUCUUGGCCAAAAACCCCGGGAAGGUGCCCCUGCAGAAUGAGAUGCUCAGCCGAGCUGGUCACCAGGAACAUUCCAGAUUGUUUUCCCGCCAGGCGCUGCCCGACUUCCCUUGGUUCCACCCGCCGGGCUCCGUUCUCGCCAACCAGCUCUUAGAUCCCGGCAGCCUGCAAAGGACAGUGGAGCCGUACCGUCCUUCCGACCCAGCGCUGUACCCCGAGCGGUGGAAGGCAAACUUCCAGGGCUGGAAGAAGAAAGAUUACAUCGAAACGGCCUUCGGGGACAGCAAGGAGGCCGGAGAGCUACCCCGGAAGGUGGCCCUCGAGAAGGACAUUCACACGGUCUGCUACGAAGUGGGCGACGUGGAAGGUCUGGAGCUCGAGAACGACUCCUCGAGCGACAGUGAUACGGAGAGUGAGAGCAGUUUCUCCACGUUGCUGCCGCAGGACUACCUUGGCCUGGCUGUCUUUUCCAUGCUGUGCUGCUUCUGGCCACUAGGCAUCGCCGCCUUCUACCUGUCCCAAAAGACCAACAAGGCAUCGGCGAAAGGAGACUACCCCAAAGCCUGGACGGCUUCCCGCCAGACCUUCGCAUUGGCCGUCUUGUCCAUCAUCCUCGGCAUCUGCACCUACGUCGGGGCGGUGGUGGCCCUCAUCGCUUACCUCUCCAACAAAGCGCCAACAUAGGGGAC
Gekko japonicus is the source of this 719-nucleotide messenger RNA. It is a transcript of the gene TMEM91, whose product is annotated as transmembrane protein 91. The record is from RefSeq and is a predicted model, not a curated record. Gene Ontology annotation, cellular component: membrane; intracellular membrane-bounded organelle. Bases 1 to 714 code for a protein of 237 amino acids. The transcript is spliced from 3 exons. NCBI's taxonomy places the organism in Eukaryota, Metazoa, Chordata, Lepidosauria, Squamata, Gekkonidae.